CAUUAUAUUCAACGUGUUGAUCCAAAUGGAGUGUUGGGUCUGGAGAGUGAUCAGGCAAUAAUUGGCUACGAAUUUGGUGAUUUCAUACGCGAUAUUGAGACGGCCUCAGCACCUGCACCAAAACCGAUAGAUGCAAUUGGGCGUAAUACACAGCUGAGGAUCUUUUUGAGAGGUGUGGCACAACGUUGUCUAGAUGGUCUCAUACUGGAUUGUCUAUUCCCGAGAGUGGUCCUUGAACAACUCCUCAAUAUUCUCCUGGAGCAUCGACGUCUGAUAUUGUUUGGUGCCACUGGUAUUGGCAAAUCGAAUCUGGCACGUCAGCUGGCCAAAUAUAUCAGUCUGAAAAUUUGUUCCGUGAAAGAUGGCUGCAACAGUGGAAUUGAGACGACUGCAGGAACGAGUGUGGCUGCUCAAGAGUGUGUUGUAGAGAUCAAAAUUGGUGAUGAGGAACCCGAUAGGAACAUGGCACAGGUCAGAAUUGGCUUUGAAAUGCGAUAG
Molecule: messenger RNA, 498 nt
Organism: Anisakis simplex (herring worm)
Lineage: Eukaryota; Metazoa; Nematoda; Chromadorea; Rhabditida; Anisakidae
Source: the annotation of a GenBank genome assembly